Messenger RNA from Hippocampus zosterae (dwarf seahorse), 2952 nucleotides. RefSeq names its product SLAIN motif-containing protein-like. Gene Ontology annotation, cellular component: microtubule plus-end. The coding region runs from base 279 to 2111 and encodes 610 amino acids. The record is from RefSeq and is a predicted model, not a curated record. The transcript is spliced from 9 exons. Gene Ontology annotation, biological process: microtubule nucleation; positive regulation of microtubule polymerization; cytoplasmic microtubule organization. NCBI's taxonomy places the organism in Eukaryota, Metazoa, Chordata, Actinopteri, Syngnathiformes, Syngnathidae.
AGGGGGGCUCUGUAUGCUAACUAAAGUCCAUCAACAAGCUAGUUAGCGACGAGCGACAUGACUGCAACUAUCGAACUCUCACUGGCAUUACGAUAACAUGGACACCAAGUGAGAAGAAGGGAGGGUUUACGCGGUCAUUAACGGAGACAUUCACCGGCUUGGGAUUCACUGGAUCAUUCAUGCAGUCGUUUGUGUUCCGGGGAGUUGUUUGAGCUCCGAGUGGCGGCCGGGCUCUCGUCACGGCUCGCGAGGACGACACGGAACACUCACCGAGGAGGAUGGUGGGUCCGGAAAGCGCCAGCCGGGUCCCCGAGCCUGACAAUUGUAGUCCCCCUGGCCUCAUGGAGGGCUCCAAGCUUGGGUGCGAGGGGCAAGUGGAGGGAACUCAAGACCUCGCGGGGGUGGAGCUGGAGGAGGUCCGAAAGUUGCAGGAACUCGUUCAUAGACUGGAGGUCCAGAAUGAGACCCUGCGCAACAGGGGAAGCAAAAACAUCAUCAACCGAGGAACCAGCAGCGGGAGUAAUCUCACAUUAUCCGUCAAUAUCAGUGAGAGGUUGAAUUGUGCAGCGGGGAGCCUGGGGAGCAGAGACUUGGAGCUGUCACCACAGCUGGAAAACUUCAGCAGUAGCGAAGGCAUGUCCCCACUUCCAGGUGCCAACAGGCUGGAGGACGAAGACGAUGAAGAUGCAGCUGAGGAUGUCAGUCCUUGUGGUGGCUUCCUCACAUUUGCCUGUAGCGGAGGGCUGAGACAGGGCCAAAGCCAGACACCUGACAGCCCCUCGCAAGAAAGUUAUGAGUCUGAGACUUUAGCUGAAAGCGAUUCAGGGAUGGAACAAUCGACUCUUGAUGAGGUGGACGUUCUCAAUUUGGAAGAGGAGUGUGCCCAAGUCGACGAUGAGGACAGUUGGUUAUAUAUAUCUCCGAAAAAACAAGUAUCGGACGCAGGCCCCGAAUCUCCCUUGAAGUGGUGCCGGCAGGUUUUGGACAACCCGAGCCCGGAGACAGAGAAGGCAUGUCGAACCCUAAUCAACCGUUUGGACCAAACAUCCCGCUGGAGGAACAUGUACAGCAGCCCGUCGACAGAGGCAGGCUCAGGCCCGAUUUCUCCUGGGUACCACAAAUCAACUAACAAAUCUCUACUAACCUGUGGCAAUUCAGGUGUCUCAGGUGUGCCCUCGGCCCUGAGCUCUCAGUCUUCUAUAGACAGCGAGCUCAGUACUUCGGAUGACUCCAUCUCCAUGGGCUACAAGCUGCAGGAUCUUACUGAUGUUCAGAUCAUGGCUCGCCUACAAGAAGAGAGUCUGAGGCAGGAUUACGCUUCCAGUUCGGCCUCUGCAUCACGUCGCAGCUCAACAACGUCCCUGCAAUCACUUCGCAGGGGCGGCACCUUCAGCGACCAGGAAUUUGACAACUACAGCCUGGAAGAUGAAGAGGAUGAAUGCAGUCCUGUGCCCCUGCAACGCCACCGCUUCACCCCCUCGCCCUUGGGCUCACCGCGAUGUCUGUCGCCCUCAACCUCCAACCAUGGUCAGGAGCACGGUGGCAGACUGGGGAUCCCUCACACAAGAACCCCCAGACGUGCUCUCCAGGGCCCCAGUGCAGAGCUUCUCAAGUUUGCCAAGAGUGAGGAAGAGUUGAGGCACAGCAUGCCUAAUCUGGCCCCCCGCACCAGCCUACGUUCCCUGGAGGCAGUCAGGAACAGCCGCAGCAUGGAGGCUAACCUCCAGAGCUCUGGCAACCGCAUGUCCCACUUGACUCCCUCCCCGUCCUCAGGUAUGGCAGGCAGUCGACUGCGCAGCAACGGCCAAUCUCCUCUUUCUCUGCGAGCUCCGGUGAAAGCUGUUGCCCCUGUGGGCUCAAUGGCAUCUCGUCAGCCUUCCAGAGGGCUGCCUGUUAUCCAAGCACCGCCUGCUUCGGGCGCUCGCCGGGUCCAGCCUGCUGGCUCUUCUAAUGGCGGACCCAUUCCAGCCAGAGCGUCCACUGGCGCUGGGCGGAUCGCUGCGGCCCGAGGACAGUCUGUAUCCACCAGAAGCAAACUAUCACAGCCGGCCAGGAGGUCGAUGGGCAUGGCAAAAAUGUCCGAUGAAUCCUGGAAAGAUGGCUGCUACUAAAGUCCAAUGCUCGACAAAGGCGUUCACUGCUGCAAUCUUCGCUUAACCUCUUUUCAGUGAUAUCUUGCAAAAAAAGUCUAUACUGGAUUUAGUCAAGACUCAUCUCUUUAUCUUGCAUGAAAUAUUGUCAAGAAUACCUAGCAUGGCUGCGUUGACGAACAAGAAGUCCCAUGCCAGUAAAUGUUAUAUGGACAAUCUGAAGAGCUUCCAGAUUUGUUUGGGUCAAUUUGACUUAGUUUUCUAUGGUAAUUGUGAGAAACUGCUGUAAUUUCCAUUCAUUGUAAUUGCUUAUUGAUGUUAUCGAUAUGAAGAUUUGAAGGAAGUUGUUCAUUUUCUGUGUGAAUUCCUACUAGAUGUAGGCAGUAAAGCAUGCUUGAUGUUUUUUUGUUUGUUUGUUUGGUUGUUUCCAUUCUCAUUGGUAUUUAACUGUUCCAUGACAACUCUGUCUGCUCUCUUUAGCACAAUCUGAGAAAUUCUGAAUGCUGGCAUUGUUCACAAUGAAAUUGUCAUAUUUUUGUUAACAUUGUAAACUGCAACAUUACCACACUGCCAUCAUUGAUGUUUAAAAUAAACUUUCAAAAUACAUGGAUUGUGCCAAGGCACAUUUCAGCUGCAACAACUUUUCUAUAUCUAUUUCUAUGGUCAUCAAAGUUAUCGUUAUUCUGAUGAAUUGGUAUUGCAUAUCCAUUGGCGAAUUGGGAUGCUUGAGUGUUUUGGAAUCUACUGAAAUGGUUUAUGCAAAACGGGCCUCUUGGUUGAGGACAGCUUCCACUCUCUUGUAGAGAAUUUAUGAAAAGAAACUAGAAUAAAAAUGUACAAUAAAGUUUGGUGUCAAACGUAA